Penicillium longicatenatum is the source of this 858-nucleotide messenger RNA. Its product is annotated as amidohydrolase family protein. Bases 1 to 858 code for a protein of 285 amino acids. Gene Ontology annotation, molecular function: hydrolase activity; carboxy-lyase activity. The transcript has a single exon. Gene Ontology annotation, biological process: secondary metabolic process. The record is from RefSeq and is a predicted model, not a curated record. Gene Ontology annotation, cellular component: cytoplasm; cytosol. Lineage: Eukaryota; Fungi; Ascomycota; Eurotiomycetes; Eurotiales; Aspergillaceae.
AUGGACGUUUACACCACGAUCCUGUCUGUCACUGCUCCUGGCCCAGUCAUCCUGAAGAGCCCCACGGCCGCAGCUGACCUUGCCCGAGAGUGCAACAAAGCCGCUGCAGCGCUUUGUGAUGGCGCCCCCACCCGUUACGGCUUCUUCGCUUCGGUGCCUUCGCUUUUUGACACCGACCUCGCCCUCCAAGAGAUUCGGUACGCACUAGACGUUCUGAGGGCAGACGGCGUCACACUCUUCACUCGCUACGGGGAAGGAAACAACUAUCUCGGUCACGAGGCUUUCAAGUCCAUCUGGGCCGAACUCAGCAGUCGCAAGGCAGUGGUCUUCAUCCACCCAACUUCUCCCGAGAACAAAGACCUCAUCAACAAUGACCUCCCUCUGCCGAUGUUUGACUAUCCGCAUGAGACUGGACGUACUGCCAUGGACCUGAUUACCACCGGCCGACUCCAAGAGAAUCCGGGUUGCAAGGUCAUUCUGUCUCACGCCGGGGGUUCACUGCCCUUCCUCAUUCAUCGUGCGGCCACCAUGCUUCCCUGUAUGCCAGAGGACCGGAAUAUCGGAGUUAGCCGAGAGGAGCUUCUCCGUCGGGCGCGGGAAUUCUACUUUGAUACGGCUAUCUCGGCGAAUGAGGUUGUCAUGACGGCGUUGAUGGAGUUUGCUCAACCUGGUCAUAUCCUCUUUGGGAGUGACUUUCCCAAUGCGCCCACGCAGGCUAUUAUCCAAUUCACCACCUUCAUUGAUGAAAAUUUGCCUGAUGGACUUACGACUAAUGAUCUGAAGGAGAAUGCGUUGGAACUCUUUCCCCGUCUGAAGCAGAGGACAGUGAACCGUGAUGCAUUCGGGGCUCGUAUGUAG